This is a messenger RNA of Ctenocephalides felis (cat flea), 2426 nucleotides long. Its product is annotated as protein SPT2 homolog. Gene Ontology annotation, molecular function: DNA binding; histone binding. Gene Ontology annotation, cellular component: nucleolus. NCBI's taxonomy places the organism in Eukaryota, Metazoa, Arthropoda, Insecta, Siphonaptera, Pulicidae. The record is from RefSeq and is a predicted model, not a curated record. Gene Ontology annotation, biological process: nucleosome assembly; regulation of DNA-templated transcription.
ACAAUAUUUAUACAUUUUCGUAUAAAUUUAUUUAUAAUUUAAACAGUUUUGAAACGCCAGCAUAUGAAUUAAACUCAAUUCAGUCUUCCUAGAGAUCGGGAAUGUUUAACAUAUUAAAUUCGAGGAUCAAUAUUUCAUUUAACCAGGACUUGUACUAGGAUGGAUUUUGGAUCGUUAUUACAUGUAGCGAAAAAAAAUGAAAAUGUUAAAAAAGAGGUCAAAUACUACUCUACCAAAUUCGAGCCUCCCAAAAAGGAGCAAAGGGACAAGACCCAACUAUCUAUUAACAUCCAAAAGUUCCUCGCCAAGAAAGAGGAAGAAGAAAAACAAAAAGCCUUAGAAGCAAAACGCAAACGCGAUGAACUCCUAGCUAAACGCGACCCCAAACUAAGAAAAAAGAUCUUAAAACAUCUCAAAGUAUGCAAAGUGCAAACAAAUCAGUCCUAGCUAGCCGAUGCCAUAGAUAAUGACACUGCUGUCACGAUACAAGGCAUGGAGCAACCAGACGAAGACGACUAUGGAUUCGUUUCUGAGGCUGCUUCUGCUUACCACAAUAAAAUUAUGGAGAAAUAUUACAGCAAACCGGAGGAGAAGAAGUUUUCAGAUCGUAUAAAGAAUGUUAACAACGAUUUGACCGGGAUAAAAGACAGAGUUCGUGCUGCAAUAGAACGCGAAAAAGAAGAAGCUCUGUUGCCUCAUAAGAGACACCGCAAGACCAAAGCUGAAAUGGCUGCCUUAAACGGUGAUGAUAGUGGUUUGAAUUUCGGCAGAUCUGUUCUCGCAGAUUGUUACAGCAAUGAACCUGAAAAAAAGCUUGAAGUCGUCAAACCUAAACCCAAACGACCUCCGAUGCCCCCGCCUUUGGAUUACACACAAUUACUUAAAAUCGCGGAACAAAAGAAAGACGAACCUAUCAAAAUUGAACCUAAGAUCGAGAAAAAAGAACCAGAGCGUUUGAUGACCAGCAAAGAACGACGAGAGUUCGAAGAAAUGCAGGCAAGGAAACAGGGACGUAAACAAAGAGACUUGGAUCGCUUGCAAGCUAUGAAAAACAAGUCAAAAGGUGCCAGCAGUAGUAAAUCUAGUGAGGAACAAAAACCUAAACCGGUUGUAAACAAUCCGAGUGGUAGAAUUCCUAAACUUAACGGCUACAAACCGAAACCAGAAGCUGAUCGGCAAUCCAAACCUUUACCAAAUGACCUCAAAUGCGACCAAAACCUAGCCAAAUAUCUAAAACCUAGUUUGAACAACUCAAAUACGAAACCAAUGAUGAACGGUUCUGCAAAAAGUGCACCACAAAAGCAGAUAGCAGAUUCUAGAAGUUCUGUUAAAAGCUCAACACAAAAAUUGAAUGGAGAUGUAAGAAGUAGUGAUAAACUUCAAAGCAAACCAAGGACGGCGGAUGGUUUAAAUAAAUCAAAGGAAUUACCUCAAAAGUCUCGACCAGAAGUUGCAUCCAGACCGGUGAACGGUGACUCAAAGCCUAAAAUAGCCUCAAAAGGUAAUCCCAAUCCAAGACAAUUUCCUCCUGCCGAUACAAAAGCACCAAGUCGACAAUUUCCACCAAGUGACACAAAACCCAAAAGUCGUCCGUUUCCGCCCCCUGAUACAAAACAAACAACACGCCAAUUUCCACCGAAUGACAUCAAGGGCACCCGACAGUUUCCACCGAAUGAUCUCAAAUCGAGCAGACAAUUUCCACCAAAGGAUGUUCGACCUGCUGGGUCGAAGAAGAAAAUUGUCGCUAGCAAAAGGAGAAUUUUGGACGACGACGACAGUGAAUAUGAUUCGGAACUUGACGAUUUUAUUGACGACGGGCCAGAAGAUGGAAAUGACUAUUCAAAAUACAUUAAAGAUAUAUUCGGAUAUGACAAAUCAAGAUACCGGGACGAAGAUGAUGAUGAUAUAAAUAUGGAAUCAAACUUUGCUCAAGUUAUGAGAGAAGAAUAUAUUAGUAAAAAAAUUGGAAUAAUGGAAGAUCUAGAAGACAUGAAAAUGGAAGCGAUGGAGAAAAAGAUGAAAGCCAAGAAGAAAAGACUAAAAUAGUGUUAACAUUUUUCUUUAUUUUAUCACAGAUUUAUAUUUUGUAAUAUAUAUUAUCAUUAUGUUUGUUUAUUUAAAUUUAACACCGAUAUGCGUGUUAUGCAUGAAAAAGGACACGACAUAGAUAAAUUGAUCUAUCUAAAAUUAGUUAUAGUAAAAUAUUUAUUUUCAUAACAAAGAUUCACAUGUAUAUAAACUAAUAGAAAAAGGUUGUAGGUGAAAAAUGAUCUUUUGCGGGACCAAAUUAUGAAUUAAAACAUUCGGUACCAGUGCAUUUAGUAAUAGAACCCGCUCUUGAACAUUAAAGUUAUUAUGUAAUGAGUUGUUUAGAAUUGUGUUUUUGUAUGCUAUUGCCAAAUUUGAAAUCACAAUAAAUAUUUAUA